Molecule: messenger RNA, 1227 nt
Organism: Malassezia pachydermatis
Lineage: Eukaryota; Fungi; Basidiomycota; Malasseziomycetes; Malasseziales; Malasseziaceae
Exons: 1
Coding region: 1-1227 (408 amino acids)
Source: RefSeq, a predicted model, not a curated record
AUGUGGCAGUAUAAAGAACGCAGCGUGUGGUUUCAACGCAAAGCGAUUCUUAUCAUUGCAAUUUUCUUGGCCAUCUUUAUUAUUUUGAUCAUUGGCAUCACGGUUUUCUUGCACGAUUUCCACGGGAAGGAUACAUCCAAGGCAUCCACGAUAUCCUCUCAAUCGACAACGUCGCAGGACGACACAGGUUGGGCGUCUGCGCGCCGUUCGCGACACCUCUUCCGCCGUCGUCCCAGAGCCAGUAUGACAUCGGCGCAGAGGACGCUGCCAGCGGAGAGCGAUUGGGAGGAUCUGAGCGAUGAAAAUGAACCUACUCAUACCGAUGCCAUCCAGCCUGUGUCCUCUGCUUCAUCCUCGGCCACGACCAGAGAGUCUGACGUGGUAUCCCCUGCGGGUGUAUCGCCGAUCACUACGGAACAACCUGUAAUUACCUUGUCGGCAAGGUCAUCCGUCUCUUCCCAGGUGGUAUCAGAACCCAGCGACGUACGCCUGUGCCCAACCACAUCAUACAUGCCGCCCAGUGAGAAUGCCGUGGCUGGGCAUGCGGGCGAACAGACCAUGCCUCCCAGCUACUUCACUACAUCGCCACAAUCCUCGCGAGUCUCUUUGGAUGAGAAAGUAGGGUUGGACCGUGCAGAUGCGCUGCAACUGGGUCCUUCUGCGCCACCAGGUACACUGAUUUUGGAGCCCAGCGCCCCGCUGAUGCUUCCUACCGACGAUUCUGCCACGUUGACGGCGCACGUCGCCACCGAUGAGAAGGCCGCUUUGAAAGCACUAUUCGAGGCAGGUAGCUCGCCUGCGCUACCACUAGCGCCGCAGCCCCUGCCGUCCGCGCCGGUAUUGACAGCGGCCGAAGAUGUGUCUUCUGUCGUGCCGGUACGCAAAGGAAAAGUUCGAGUCCGCAGCAGAUCGUACAAUUUGCCUGACCCUCCGCAGACUUUCAUGUCGUCCGUACAGCUGGCUGCUGCUCCUUCCCUUAUACCCACAGCAUCGUCGUACAACUCUACGCAGAGAUCCGAUGUGCAGCAAGACGAAGCUUGGAUUUCUAUGCCAGGGAUGCAGAUGCCAGAUCUCUGGCGUACGGGUCCCUUUGAACAUGCACCGCUCCCUUUGUACGAAGCCUCUUAUGACAUGGAUCUAGAGAGGGGGCUGCAGUUCCCCAGUGAGGUGCCUCUCUCGGCAUCCCAUACGGCCGUGACGCCCUCUGCGCCUGUGCUAGAUGACUAG